Camellia sinensis is the source of this 1549-nucleotide messenger RNA. The record is from RefSeq and is a predicted model, not a curated record. NCBI's taxonomy places the organism in Eukaryota, Viridiplantae, Streptophyta, Magnoliopsida, Ericales, Theaceae.
AUGGCAACAACUCCCAAUUUUCUGGGGAUGGAGUUGAGCUAAAGGACAGUAAUGAGGACAUUUACAUUCCGUUUAGCAGCCCACAUGAUAAGAGAGCUAUUGUCAUAGCAAACACAAGCCAACCUGAUAUCAUUGAUAUGCUUGUCAAAAAAAAUCGGAAGGCUUGGGGCAUCAUAAGGUAAUAGGAAGCAAAGUAUAAACACCUCCAAUUCUCAUGGGAGUUAAGGGCAAGAGUCAUAGCUGAUCUUGAACAUAAAUUGUUCAACCAGUCAAGCCCACCCAACAUGAAUACCGAAAUAAAAAAGUGCAUAGAGUAGAAGGAUGAAGAAAUUAAGCACUUAACGCAGCUGGUCAUUGACUUAGAAUGCGAGAAAACAAUUCUUCAGGACCUUUAUGAUGACCAGUCAGUCCACAUUGUCACACAGGCUGAGGCGCAGAAGCAACUCCCUGGCCCAAUGCAACACAAUCUCAGCCCACCUUCUAAGGUGAAGCGUAUAAAGGAGGAAGAUCGAAAAGAGCAUCGCUUGCCUGACUUCCAGUACCCAGACUUACUUGGCCAAAAACAGCCCCAUACAGUCGAAAUGGUUGAAGAUAUGGACAAACACCCACUAGCGAAGCACCCAAAAAAAUUAACCUUGACCAACAAGUUCAAAGUCUGGAGCAAGAUGUCCAAACAAGACAAGCAAAAGGUCCAGGCUUUACAAAAGAGUGGAGGCAAUGAGCUGCUUGUGUGGAAAGGAGACUCGAAGUCUACACAUAUGUAUUUUGAUGACAUUGUGAACCUUAUCAAUGAGGAAUCGAUACACAUCAAUCUCAUAGAUGCAUAUGCCGAACUAUUGCAUGAACAACAAGAGGUGGUCAACCCAACUUCAGAUGAAGCGCCAUUUAUCUUCACGAGCAUGUGUUUGAAAGUGAUACGAGAGUACCAUUCUCGCAAAAGAAGUAAACACAUUGAUGCACAUGUGGAAAACUACCAGGGAGAGAGAUACCUACUAUUCCCAUUGCACCAUGACUUCCAUUGGACGAUAGUUGUGUAUGAUGCUAAAGACAAUUUGUGGAGGCAUUACAACUCAUUGCGCCCAAUGACAGGCAUACAUGACCCGCAUAUUGACCAAGCACAGGAAGUUAGGAAGUACAUCGAGAACGUUGUGCGCGUUAUUGGCGGGUCAUCACAGCUAUGCACUAAGUUAGCAGGCCAAUAUCCGUCAUAACUAAUCAUAUCAGUUGAUGUCUAUCCUUGGCAGGGCGACGACUCAGUGGACUGCGGACCUGCAGUAUGUUACAUCAUGCGGGCGCACAUAUAUCAUGAAGAAAUUGUUGGCAGCCUCACUAGUUCUGAAUGGUGUUGACUACGAGACUUGUUAAUACAUAGUUUUUUAAAUCAUAAGAAAUCAGAGCGUCAUUAAAACCUAUAGGUGGAGGGGUGUCCACCUACAAACUAACCAACACUCGAUAUCAAUGUUAAUAUCGAGUGCUUUGACAUUUUAACACAACAACUGAUUGUAAAUCAGUGAUACAACAUCUAUUAAUGGAAAAAAGUCACUUGUGA